Morus notabilis is the source of this 1146-nucleotide messenger RNA. RefSeq lists its product as uncharacterized. Gene Ontology annotation, cellular component: cytosol; nucleoplasm. Gene Ontology annotation, biological process: proteasome-mediated ubiquitin-dependent protein catabolic process. NCBI's taxonomy places the organism in Eukaryota, Viridiplantae, Streptophyta, Magnoliopsida, Rosales, Moraceae. The transcript has a single exon. Bases 1 to 1146 code for a protein of 381 amino acids. The record is from RefSeq and is a predicted model, not a curated record. Gene Ontology annotation, molecular function: proteasome binding; polyubiquitin modification-dependent protein binding; ubiquitin binding.
AUGGAAGUGGAUUUCUCCGACACCGUCUCAGUGGUCAAACAGAAGAUCAAGAAUAAACAACUCAUUCCUGUCUCAAGACAAACCCUCGUCUUCAACGGCCGCAUUCUCCCUGACGACCGCUACCUCUUCAGCUGCAACAUCGUACAGAACUCCGGCAUCAACCUCAUCAUUGCCGAAGACCACGCCAGCAGCUCGUCGCACCCCCUUCCCGACAACGACAACGACCCCACCGUCGCUGCCGCCCUCGCCCUCGCCAAUGUCCUAGCCAGCAGCUGGUCUCUCCCUGUCCUUGAUGAUGACGCCGCCGCCGCCAUUGCCUCCAAUGCCCUAGCCAGACGCUGCUCUCCCCCUGGACCCCCUCUUCUCGACAAUGAUACGGUUGCCGCCGCCAAAGCCCUAGCCAGCAGCCGGGCUCCCUCUCUCCUCGACGAGGCCGCCGCCGAAGCCCUGGCCAGCAGCUUGUCUCACCCUCUCCCUGCAAACGCCAGCAGCUUGUCUCUCCCUCUCCCCGAAUACGCCGCCGCCACUCCCAAAGGCAAAGCCAUGGCCAGCAGCUCGUCUCAUCCUCUCCCCAAAAAAGCCGCGGCCACCCGCAAAGGCAGAGCCCGGGUCAGACGCCGCUCGGCUCCGUCCAACGCCACAAUGCGCCUCAACGUCAACUUCCCGACCCCCAAAAUGCACGUCGUACCCACUGAAAUGGACGUAAACGACACCGUUCGCAACCUCAAGAACAAGAUUCUCGAGGCGGAGAGGACGAAUCGCACCGUCACCAACCGCUCAAUGGCGCUUAGGUGCAGUACUCAUGAAGAACUUCAAGAAAACAGCUCUUUGAGGGAGUACUGGAUUUCCAAUGGCGCGGAGACCCAUGUGAGGUUUGGGCCGUGGAGCUGCAGCUUGACGGUGCAUGUGACGAGCAGGUGCAGGACCAUGAGGGUUCCGGUGGAGGUGAGCCCACAUGAUGGCGUUGCGGUGCUAAGGAAGGCGUGUGAGAAACUGAACCGGGAGAUUAACUUCCCAUUGCCGGCGGAUGGUUACUUCUUCAUUCUCAGGGGGGCCCAGAUGGAAGAAGAAAAGUCGCUUUUUUGGUACAAUGUUCGAGACGGCGACAACAUAUUUUUGUGGUCUUCCCUUGUUAAGAAGUCUUAG